AUGAUUCCUCCAGCUGAUUCUCUUCUGAAAUACGACAACCCAGUUCUGAUCCGGUCAUGCACGGAAAGAAAAUCCCCAAAGGGGCGUCCUUUAAAAGUGAGCGCUCAGCAGCCUGCUGAUUCUGGUCCAGUUCCACCUCCUCCUAAACAAAAAUCAGCAUCCUCUGAAGUCACCAAGCAGGAAAAUGAGGAUAUCCUGAAUUCCAUUCUUCCACCCAGGGAAUGGACAGAGGGAAACCAGCUAUGGGUUCAGCAGGUUUCUAGUGCUCCAUGCACCAGAGCAGAUGUCAUUUGUUUGGAGGAACUCUUGGACACAAAGCUGUUGCAAAGGGAGGCCCGAGAGGCAGGCAUCUGUCCUGUCCGCAGGGAGCUAUAUUCCCAAUGCUUUGAUGAGUUAAUCAGACAAGUAACCAUCAACUGUGCUGAAAGGGGCCUGCUUCUGUUACGGGUCAGAGAUGAGAUUCAAAUGACCAUUGCCGCCUACCAGACGCUGUAUGAAAGCAGCAUAGCAUUUGGCAUGAGGAAAGCACUUCAGGCUGAGCAGGGAAAGGCUGACAUGGAACAAAAAAUUUCUGAUCUGGAGAAUGAGAAACAGGAUCUGCUAAAGCAACUGAACGAACAGAAAGCAAAAUGCGACGCUAUUGAAAAGAGAGAGGCAGAGAAAAGACAAAUGGAGGAAAAGAAGUACACAGAGGAGAUUCAGUUCCUGAAGAGAACCAACCAACAGCUCAAGACACAACUCGAAGGGAUCAUUACACCAAAGAAGUGA
Menidia menidia (Atlantic silverside) is the source of this 768-nucleotide messenger RNA. NCBI's taxonomy places the organism in Eukaryota, Metazoa, Chordata, Actinopteri, Atheriniformes, Atherinopsidae. The record is from the annotation of a GenBank genome assembly.